Messenger RNA from Prosopis cineraria, 1589 nucleotides. Its product is annotated as protein trichome birefringence-like 33. The coding region runs from base 96 to 1379 and encodes 427 amino acids. Lineage: Eukaryota; Viridiplantae; Streptophyta; Magnoliopsida; Fabales; Fabaceae. Gene Ontology annotation, cellular component: Golgi apparatus. The transcript has 6 exons. Gene Ontology annotation, molecular function: O-acetyltransferase activity. The record is from RefSeq and is a predicted model, not a curated record.
UAUAAUGGAGGUAUGAAUGAGAAUGAGUGUUGUAUAUUAAUUGACAGAGGAGGAAGAGGUGGCAGGGUCGAAAAGCGACAGUGGAUGCGAAUGAAAUGAAGACGCCCUUCUCACUGUCUCCGUCUCCGUCCUCUCUUCUAAGGAACAAGGCUUGCUUCUCUCCCUACCUCUUCACCCUCUUGGUUUUCAUUUUCUUCGUCGCCAUACUCUAUGGCGAGGACUUCAUCUGCAUCUUCGGCCAGCAGCUACAACUCUACCCCAACCCUCACGCCUUCUUCUCCUCACCCGAGAGAGUGAAAAGGCAAAAGCUUCCGUUUGCGAUAGGGAAAACAGAGGAAGGGUGCGACGUGUUCAGCGGGAGGUGGGUUCGGGACGAGGCUAACCGGCCUCUCUACAAGGAGUGGGAGUGUCCCUACAUACAGCCUCAGUUGACUUGUCAGGCACACGGACGCCCCGACAAGGAUUAUCAGUUUUGGAGGUGGCAGCCUCACGCCUGCGAUCUUCCCGAAUUCAAUGCGAGUUUGAUGCUGGAAACGCUUCGCGGCAAGAGGAUGAUGUUCGUCGGAGAUUCUUUGAACAGGGGUCAGUAUGUCUCUCUGGUCUGCCUUCUCCAUCGACUCAUUCCCGAGGAUGCCAAGUCCAUGGAAACCUUUGACUCCCUCACCGUCUUCACUGCCAAGGAAUACAAUGCCACCAUAGAGUUCUACUGGGCGCCAUUCCUUCUGGAAUCCAACUCCGACAACGCCGUCGUCCACAGGAUAUCCGAUAGGAUCGUGAGAAAAGGUUCGAUCAACAAGCACGGUCGCAAUUGGAAAGGUGUAGACAUUCUGGUGUUCAAUACCUAUCUCUGGUGGAUGACAGGCUUGAAGAUGAAGAUCUUGCUGGGAUCAUUUGACGAUGAAGCGAAAGAGAUAGUGGAGGUGCCAACAGAGGAUGCGUAUCGCAUGGCCAUGAAAAGUAUGCUGAGGUGGGUGAGGCUGAAUAUGGACCCGAAGAAGACCAGAGUGUUCUUCACCAGCAUGUCUCCUUCUCAUGGCAAGAGCAUAGACUGGGGAGGAAGAGAAGGAGGGAACUGCUACAACGAGACGAGGAUGAUAGAGAAUGCCACGUACUGGGGAUCAGAUUGCAGGAAGAGCAUAAUGCAAGUGAUAGGGGAGGUGCUGAGGAGGACGAGGGUGCCGAUAACGUUCCUGAACAUAACGCAGCUGUCGAGUUACAGGAAAGACGCGCACACUUCCAUUUACAAGAAGCAGUGGAGCCCCUUGACUGCAGAGCAGCUAGCCAACCCCGUCAGCUACGCGGAUUGCGUCCACUGGUGUUUGCCUGGCCUCCAAGAUACUUGGAACCACCUCCUUUUUGCCAAGCUCUUUUAUCCUUGACCCCUUCCUUGUCUUCACCUACGCUUUGCCUCUUUUUUUUUUUUUUUUUCUUUUUGGUAACACAAGAAUGCAAUGCAUUAUUCCUAUUAGUCUCGCUUCCCGUACUAACUGCACCUUACUAAAUGGGCGUUACGUUCGGUUCGCUGUAAAGUGUUCAAUUGCUCGUGCCAAAUUGGGAUUCUUGGCCCAACUAAAGCCCAAAUUUCUAAA